CGAUCGGAGAACGAUUUCUCACCGGUCAAGUUGCAUGAACUGGACGACCUGUUGCAUGGGAAGCGAAUUAAAUUGUCCAGGACCUCGUUUCGCGUAAGUUGUUCCAGUUAGCCCAGUCGUCGAACCCAAGAGCCAUUUUCACAAGACUCGAUCAAGUUAAUCAACGAUUAAACUAUUGUCAACAGGAAUAUUUUAACAUUCGUCGCCAGGAUUCGAUUAAUUUAAUCUAUUUACAUCAUUAUCAGCAUCAUCACUAUUGGAUAUUAUUUCAAUAAUUGGUCUUCGUUUUAGGUUCUAGCGGUCUAAUUUCGCCUUCACUACAAUCAGAAUUAGUACUUUCAUUUCUAAUAAUAUUCUCCAUUUCCAUUUUCUCGUUAUUGAAAAAUAUUGUAUCAAUUCUCUUGUGGUAAGGAAUAACAAAAUGGAAUGUAUGUAUAAAAUUAUAGAAAGUAUGUGUCAGUGAAUAAAAUUUUAUACAUUAUCUUAAAAUUAUAAAAAAAUACGCCAUUGAAGGACACUGAAGAGAAUCCGAAGGAUGAAAAAAAUGGAUCAGAAGAGGAUAAAGGAGACUAUUUUCCCAAUUGUGAUCCGUCUGUAUGGAUGAGAUCAUGUAAGGAAGAGGUGGUAGAACCGAUAGCUGGAGAGGUGACGGGCUCGAUACCGAGUUGGCUGAAGGGUACCUUGCUCAGGAAUGGACCGGGAAGCCUGCAAGUCGGGGAGUACACGUUUAACCACCUGUUUGACAGUUCGGCUCUACUGCACCGGUUCGCGAUCGCCAAUGGAAAAGUGACAUAUCAAUGCAGAUUCGUUCAGACGGACGUUUAUCGGAAAAACCAGGAGGCUCAGAGGAUAGUUGUCACCGAAUUUGGCACAAAACCUGUGCCGGAUCCUUGUAAAACCAUUUUUCAAAGGGUCACAUCGAUCUUUAAGCCCGGCGACGAAUCUGAUAAUUCGAUGAUAUCAGUGUAUCCGUUCUGCGACGAGUAUUACACGUUCGCGGAAACGUCCGUGAUUCAUCGCAUCGAUCCAGAAACUUUGGAGACAAAAGCUAAGGUGAACGUGUCUGAUUACGUUGGUAUAGUGAACCACACGUCGCACCCACAUGUGAUGAAUGAUGGCACCGUUUAUAAUAUGGGAUUAAGCGUAACGCCGCGAGGACCCAUGUACAAUGUCGUAUGCUUCUCGCCCACACAAAUUAUCGUUGAUGAAGAAGGGGAGGAGAAGGAAUUGUCAAUGUUCGAUCAGGCGACGAUCGUCGCCAGCAUUCCAUCCAGGUGGCUGUUGAAUCCUUCUUAUAUGCAUACAUUCGGUAUCACCGAGAAUUACUUUUUAGUAGUCGAACAGCCGUUGGCGGUGUCUCUGACCACGGUGAUGUCUUGUAAAAUGAAGCAGAAACCGUUGCGCGCUGCUCUAAAGUGGCACGAGAACGAAAACACUCUUAUACAUGUGGUUUCGAGGGAGACGGGGUUGGUGGAACGAACAUUUAUAUCUGAAGCGUUCUUUUAUUUACAUAUCAUAAAUCAAUUCGAAACGCGCGACCAUAAUUACGUGGUCCUGGACGUUUGUUGCUAUCGCGAUGCAUCCAUGUUGGACUGUAUGUUCAUCGACGCGAUGAAGAACUUGCAUAAGAAUCCUGAUUACGCAAAAAUGUUCCGCGGCAGGCCGCUACGGUUCGUUCUACCAAUGAAACGACCGCAGUCCGACGUUCCAUUAGAGUAUAAUUUGAUCACGGUAAAAACGGUGAGCCAGGGUUUGGAAUCGUUCCAAGAGACGUAUCUCACCAAAGAGAGUACAAAAGAAACAAUUUCCGUAAACGAUACUUCGGCGAAAAUUAAUGAUAAGGACAAGAGAAGUGAUUACAGAAAUUUACUUACUCGAAAAGCGGCCGCUCACAGACUGCCGGAUGGAAACAUUUUCGUAAAACCGGAACUGCUUUGCGACUUGGGAUGUGAAACGCCGAAGAUAAACUAUGAUUCUUGUCUCGGAAGGGAGUAUCGAUACUUCUAUGCUAUUUCCAGCGACGUGGAUUUAGAAAAUCCGGGGACGAUAAUUAAAGUAGAUAUUUUGGAGAAGACAAGGAAAACUUGGUGCGAGAAAAAUGUUUAUCCGAGCGAACCGAUUUUCGUCCCAAAUCCAAAUGGAAAGAGCGAGGAUGACGGCGUGGUAGUGAGCUCAAUCGUGUGGUCCGAUAACGAGACACGCGCUGGCCUGCUGAUCCUAGACAGUGUGACUCUCACGGAAAUCGCGAGGGCCACUUUCGAUACACCUGGCCCGGUGCCAAAGUGCCUACACGGUUGGUUCACCUUGGCCAAGUGAAAUGGCAAACAUGGACUAAUAAACGAUGGACACUCAAUAAGCCUUUCUGGUUUGUGACAACGUUGCAGAUUAAAUUUUUAAUUCAAUUUAACACCAUUAGGUAUAAUUAACAUUUGAGUUUUAAUUCGGAUUUCAUUAACAUUACUUAAUUAUCUUAAGCGGAAGAAAUGCAAAUGGACGAUUGAAUUUUAAUUCUUAAUUAAAAAAUACUCCAAUUGUUGAUUGAGAUUAUAGAGAAUCGUUAAUUGUUAAUGCGGCAAUUAACGUAAUCUGCAACGUUAUGAUCUUGAUUGCAAUCGUUCGUUAAUAUUUUUUCUCCUUUUUCUUUUUUUUUUAAAUAAAGUAUUUCAUCUUGGUUCAUCGUUAACGACUUGCACUCGUUCAGAUCACACACUGAUUCCAUCCGAGAAUAAACAAUAUAAUGUUUAAACUCAAUGUUUCGUCUGACACUUCGACUCGUGUAAUUUUGAAAGACGUUUGGAUGUAACUAAUGCCGAAGGUCUAAGAGCUAACAAUUAAAAUCCUUAUUGGUUUCUUUCAAUAAUCAAUCGAGGAAAACGUCCGUAUUAGAGGGAAAUAAUAACAGCACAGUUCAUGUAUGUACAUAUGUAUGUAUAUAUACAAUACAAUAAAUUAUUCAAUGUCUUCUUCCGA
Ceratina calcarata is the source of this 2970-nucleotide messenger RNA. It is a transcript of the gene ninaB, whose product is annotated as neither inactivation nor afterpotential B. Bases 601 to 2316 code for a protein of 571 amino acids. Gene Ontology annotation, molecular function: carotenoid dioxygenase activity; beta-carotene 15,15'-dioxygenase activity. The record is from RefSeq and is a predicted model, not a curated record. NCBI's taxonomy places the organism in Eukaryota, Metazoa, Arthropoda, Insecta, Hymenoptera, Apidae. The transcript is spliced from 10 exons. Gene Ontology annotation, biological process: retinal metabolic process; carotene catabolic process.